Molecule: messenger RNA, 1759 nt
Organism: Vombatus ursinus (common wombat)
Lineage: Eukaryota; Metazoa; Chordata; Mammalia; Diprotodontia; Vombatidae
Gene: CD274
Product: CD274 molecule
Exons: 7
Coding region: 468-1310 (280 amino acids)
Biological process (GO): negative regulation of T cell proliferation; cell surface receptor signaling pathway; immune response
Cellular component (GO): external side of plasma membrane
Source: RefSeq, a predicted model, not a curated record
UCCACCUCAUAAAAUACAGCCUCUCGGCUGCCUUCGAACUUUUAGCGCCGUCCUUAGUUCCAACGAAUGGGCGAAGUUAUUGCUGACACUGGUCCUCGAUUUCCAGAGAAACGAAAGUGAAAAUGAGAUUAAUAGGACGUCUUUUCAGGGAAUUACAAGAAACCAAAAGAUUUCACAGAACUAGAUCAUUUUAUUGCGACGCUGAAGAGGUGAUAAACUCCCCAGUGGGAGGGGACUAGGUAGGACCUUUGCCGAGAAGCGAUCUGACUACGUGAAGGAAGGAGGAGGGAGAAACUUGGCUGAAAGCUGAAAUUCCAUCCGUGCCAGCUGGUGAGCAUCUAUAACUCUGUGUGUGUACAGUUUUGUCUGUGAGCCAAAGAAAGCAGAGUUUACUUCUCUCCCAAAAAGGAGGGCCAGAAUAGGCGUCAGAAGAUCUUUGUUCGAAUCCCAUCUCUGCCACUAUUUGAAUGAACCUGGGUUGUUGCAGGAAGAUGGGGAUUUCGCUUGUGUUUGUGUUCAUGUUCUCCUGGCAUCUGCUGAUUAAUGCCUUUUCUGUUUCUGUUCCCAAAGAGAAAUAUAAAGCAUGUUAUGGCAGCAAUGUGACUAUGGAAUGCAGUUUUCCAGUGGGAGAAAAAUUAGACCUGAGAGCCCUGACUGUUUAUUGGGACAAGAAAGGAAAGUUUCUUGUGAAAUUUGUUCAAGGUGAAGAAGACUUCAAAAUCCAGAACAGCAAUCCAAGAUUAAGGCAUUUGACUGACCAACUAUUCAAGGGAAAAUCUCUGCUUCAGAUCACCAACGUGAAAGUAGAAGAUGUUGGGGCUUACCGCUGCCUUAUUGGCUAUGGGGGAGCUGAUUACAAGUGGAUUACUUUGACCGUCAAUGCCCCAUAUAGCAAAAUAAACCAUAGGAUCAAAGUGGAUCCAGUCACCUCCGAAUAUGAAAUCACAUGUCAGUCAGAAGGAUAUCCUAAAGCAAAGGUCAUCUGGAAAAGUGGGGAUCAGGAUCUAAGCAGCAAAGCCACUGUGAAAUAUUCAGUUGGACAGGAAAAAUUGUUCAACAUAACAAGCACUCUCAGGGUCAAUACAACAGCAAAUGAAGUUUUCCAAUGCUUCUUUCAGGAAAAGGAUACUGGGAAAAAUACUUCAGCUCAGAUUGUCAUCCAAGAGAAAACUGCAUCAUCUAAGAUAGACCUGAGAAAUUACUUUGGGACCCUAGGAGCUGUCAUUUUCUUUGGAUUGAUUCUGAUGUUUCUCUGCUGUAGAAAAAAAAGAUGUGAGAAUGAUAGACACAGAGAAAAAGUGUCUUUCUAGACAACAACAACAACAACAAUUUCCCAGACAGCGAACUCCAAUAUGAUACAAAUACUGAGAAGGGAUAAACCCAACAUCUCAGCUUCUGAUUUAAUCUCCUGGGGUUCUCAGCCCAGCCCCUUUGAAAUUCCCUCAGUGCUUAGCAGUUUCAUAGAAAAGUGCUCCAAACACCUCAGCUUCUGGGAAGGAAACAAGGGGAGAGAAUGGUGUGAUGACGGGAAAAGAAGAGAGAAAGAAGACAUAGAAAAUGAAAAGGAAAGAACUCCCAUCUGCUUCAAAGGAUAAUUGAAUAGUUUUUGAGGCAGUAACCAAGAAAUAUUUCUAGCCUGCUUUGAGGAAACAUAGGCUGAUGUAAGGUGAAAGAGUGAAUGGUAUCUUUGUUGUUGUUGUUGUUGUUGUUGUUGUUGUUGUUGUAAUUGUGAGGUCUUUUCUAUUUUUAAAAAAUGUUU